This is a messenger RNA of Miscanthus lutarioriparius, 738 nucleotides long. NCBI's taxonomy places the organism in Eukaryota, Viridiplantae, Streptophyta, Magnoliopsida, Poales, Poaceae. The record is from the annotation of a GenBank genome assembly.
AUGCUUCGACGGAAGUCUCGUGACGAGGCCGAGGAUGCCACCCCUCGCCAAAUGAGGAGAAAGUCGCCGUCGUCGCUGUCGUCAAGCAAGCAGCUGCCGGCUGCACUCUGCCCACCUCAGAAUGGCUCAUGGGUCCAGCUGCCCCCGUGUGAGGUCGGGGUUUUUUAUCAGUGUGACAGCAACAACGUGGACGAUAGCUCUGAUGAGGCAUCAAUUGCAGAGUUGAGCGUCAAAGUUUUCCGUAGUCUCCCUCCAGAUGAUGCGGUUGCUUGUUAUACUCGUUUCUGCAACAAUGCAAAGGCUUGCAUCAAGCACUACAACACAAAGUACCAGGCUGACUUUGUGCACAAGCAUGAUCAUGGCUUUGGGCUCAUUAUUGUUGGAGAGCAAGAUGGCAGUGACUACUACCACCUAAAUUUUCAUGCUCGGGACAAGAAAUUAGGACACUCACAGCUCUUCUUCGGUGAGAUCAUGGCGUGUGUUGCGCCUAAAGAGGAGGAUGUCACUUGUUGCCAUCCCGUUUCACCUUCUGAUGUCGGCGGCAAAUGUAUCCAAACCCUUGAGGAGAUGAAGGACUAUGUAUUCCCACCUUUGGGAACAGCAGGUAUGGAUAAAGAGUACUGCUAUGGGUGUCCUCCUACAAUGAAGCACCCAGAAGGGACACGCUAUGUUGCUGGCCACGUCGCUGAUUCUCGACACUACUAUAUGCCUAGCCCCGACCCCGAUCCCGAUGACUGA